Coprinopsis cinerea okayama7#130 is the source of this 495-nucleotide messenger RNA. RefSeq lists its product as hypothetical. The record is from RefSeq and is a predicted model, not a curated record. Gene Ontology annotation, molecular function: protein binding. Bases 1 to 495 code for a protein of 164 amino acids. NCBI's taxonomy places the organism in Eukaryota, Fungi, Basidiomycota, Agaricomycetes, Agaricales, Psathyrellaceae. The transcript has 2 exons.
AUGGCCCUCCACGACGUAGCUUUAGCCUCAUGGGCAGCUUGCAACGACGAACUUCCUGUGCACCUCCACCUUUCUGCCAAAUCACAUCUUGUAACACUGGAGAGGGAGCUCGUGGAAGCCAGGAAACGUGCGGAAGAGCUAAAGAAAGCACGCGCGAUGGGGCACGACGACGUAUCGGCGACAGAAGACCAAGUCGAAACCUACCGAAAGCUGGUUUCUCCCAUGCGGCGGCUUCCACCAGAACUCCUAGCCCACAUUGUCCUCUUCAGCAUAGAUGAAUUUCCCCGCCUUCCCCACUACGGGGGCGAAUCCGAGCGUGAUUCGCUGGAAAGGUUGCGCCGGGUGUGCAAGAAAUGGAAGACCGUCAUCGAUUCCUCGCCAGAGUUGUGGAAGAGGCUGUGGCUGGAAGCGGAUGAGAUGAAUAUAAGUCCCAGAAUUACAGCGCGUAUUCUGCGGCUCCCGUGCUGGGCAGGAGAUCGUCGAAGCGGUGUUUGA